CUCCUCGUCUCUACGCCACGAGACUUUCCUGCACGAGACCAACAAGCCUUCUCCUUCCUCGUCCUCGUCCUCGUCAUCAACGUCAUUACAACCUGCCAAGAUGGACGCACCACUUUCCUCCCCGACCCUAAAUGGGCGGCAAGCACAGCAAUCCUACUUCUCACAUCAAUCCUCAUCUUCCUCCUCGUCAGCACAAUCCUCUGGCCCCACCUCCGCACCCCAGACUCAAAGCCAACAAAGCCAACAAAGCCAACAAGCCCCUCCUCCACCACAAGGACCGACCGAUACCGCCUCGCCAUUUCUGAGAGACUUCAACCUCGUAGCAGAGGCUGCGAAACGAGCGCAAAUGGCAGUCCUCAUGCGAGACUUAGAAGGAGUAGCUAUUUAAUCCGCAACGAUCUCCAGUGUGGUGAAGGAAGACGUCACGGCAAGCCAUCCAACCUGGGGAUCAGACGAAAAGAUUCGAGAACGAAUUAGUGUACGAUUUUCAGUUAGUAACGAUAUAAAGGAGGAGAUACGGUAUGCGAGUAUCAUCUAUUAGGUUCGAGAACGAAUAUUAGCGUGUGCUGCAAAGCAUUUGUUGGCGUAUGAUUUAACAAGUUGCCGUGGGAAUUUUGGUUACGGAGUUGGGACAAGGGAAAUAUCACAACCAGCGCCGCUUCAUUUAUUGUUAUUCUUGGACAGCUGGCGUAGGGCUGUAAUAUUGAGCGGAUAUAAACUCGGGAACAAU
Molecule: messenger RNA, 730 nt
Organism: Mollisia scopiformis
Lineage: Eukaryota; Fungi; Ascomycota; Leotiomycetes; Helotiales; Mollisiaceae
Exons: 1
Coding region: 132-305 (57 amino acids)
Source: RefSeq, a predicted model, not a curated record